Molecule: messenger RNA, 441 nt
Organism: Psammomys obesus (fat sand rat)
Lineage: Eukaryota; Metazoa; Chordata; Mammalia; Rodentia; Muridae
Product: signal recognition particle 14 kDa protein-like
Biological process (GO): SRP-dependent cotranslational protein targeting to membrane
Cellular component (GO): signal recognition particle, endoplasmic reticulum targeting
Molecular function (GO): 7S RNA binding; endoplasmic reticulum signal sequence receptor activity
Source: RefSeq, a predicted model, not a curated record
AUGGUGUUGAUCGAGAGCGAGCAGUUCCUGACGGAGCUGACCCAGCUCUUCCAGAAGUGCAGGUCGUCGGGCAGCGUGUUCAUCACCCUGAAGAAGUAUGAUGGUCGCACCAAACCCACUCCACGGAAGAGUUCUGUGGAGGGCCCUGUGCCCUCAGAAAACAAGUGUCUGUUAUGAGCCAAUGGGAAAAGGAAGAUCAGCACUGUGGUGAGUUCCAAAGAAGUGAAUAAGUUUCAGAUGGCCUAUUCAAAUCUACUGAGAGCUAACAUGGAUGGGAUGAAGAAGAGGGACAAGAAGAACAAGAGCAAGAAGACCAAACCAGCACAGUGACAGCCAUGGCCGUUACCAACGAGCCACAGAAGUGCAGUUUUCCUUUGUGUGCUGCUUUUGGCACCUCCUGUAUGUACCUGUUUUCAUGUAAGGGUCCUUUAAGAGAGAAGA